AUGUCAAUGGGGGCCAUCGACUUCGAGAAGCUCAAAUGUUUGUUGAACGUUACCCUUAGUCGUUUUGAUGUAUUGAUAAGAAAACAUACGGAAAGGUCUCUUGUUUCACGUGGCACCGUGUGUGACUAUCUUCGCCAGGAUAAAGUUGAACGGGCUCGAAUUCAUGCAGAACAGAUGAUACGUGAUGACAGUUAUGUCGAGGCAUUAGAAGUGGUAAAAACUUUGCAUACUGUUUUGAUAUCGAGAAUGGGAUUGCUUAAAAAUGGUGGACCAUUAGAUCAACUGGUCAGAGAAGCCAUCUCCACUAUUCUGUGGGCUUCCACGGUUCUUUCCGUGGAAAUUCCGGAAUAUAAAUCGAUUGUUCAGAUUUUUGGAAAAAUGUUUGAUAAAAGUUAUGUCUCAGAACGCCAAGAUGGAUCUUCAGAUGAAAUUAAUGUAACAGUGAAACAAAAGCUGAACCUUAUACCGGGCCACAACAUGAUCGAGGUUUAUUUGGUAAGUCCCUUAGCCUAUCACGGUGAUUUAAUCAUUUGCCACACCCUUGACACUUCCGUUGUACUUCACGAUAUCUCUUAUCUGGUUGCCCUUAAUUUGUCUGUCAAUGGAGAAGGGUCUUCGAACCCCCCAGCGCUUCCGAUAUCCCUAAGAAAUAAUCUUACUUUGAUCCAAAACCAUAGCUCUCUUGCUUGCUCUACACACUCGCACUGGAAACACGCACUCAUCAUUAUCGCCAAGAUUCGCAGACUGAACCGCAACAUGGAUUCUGUACACCAAUUUCUCCAUUGUUCUUCUCCACCGGUCUUUUUUGUCAGAAGCACCAUUCUCCCCCUCAUCAGACACCACCCACCUUCAAGUCCACAACUGUACUUUCUACUACCGAAAGUUGGUAUAUGCGUCUUUAUUCACCAAUCAGUCGCCUCCUCCUGGGUCCCAAAUCUUGAUUUUUCCACUCGUGAAUUUCAGCUGAUGUGGCUGAAACUCCGACUUCCUUCUUUUAAUCAUUAUCUUUAUGUUCUAUAUCGUUCCCCUCACGAGCUGCAACUCAUCCAUAUUUGA
Molecule: messenger RNA, 1056 nt
Organism: Echinostoma caproni
Lineage: Eukaryota; Metazoa; Platyhelminthes; Trematoda; Plagiorchiida; Echinostomatidae
Source: the annotation of a GenBank genome assembly